Lucilia sericata (common green bottle fly) is the source of this 1466-nucleotide messenger RNA. RefSeq lists its product as uncharacterized. Lineage: Eukaryota; Metazoa; Arthropoda; Insecta; Diptera; Calliphoridae. The record is from RefSeq and is a predicted model, not a curated record. Bases 341 to 796 code for a protein of 151 amino acids. The transcript is spliced from 3 exons.
CAUUUGUUUUCAAUAUUCAUUUCAGAAACAACACCAACUGAUAUUUCAACAAAUCUUAUUAAUUAAUUAAUUAAAUUUAUAUCUCUUAUUAAUUGUUUUUGUUUUCGUUAUUUUUGCAAUUGUUCUAAUUUGUUCAUAGAAGGUUUAAAAACAUAAUUGAGUGUCGCGGUAACUAGAUACAUAUUUGCGAAUAUUUUCUAGUUUAAAUGUAUAACAAAGGAAUUAAAUAAAAAAAUAAAACGUGCUACUAUUUAUAUAAAAAUAAGAAAUACAAUUAAAAAAAAAACAAUUAAUAAAAACUAUCUCUAUAAAGUGAACUUAAAACGUGUAAAAAAUAAAAAUGUAUCUUAAGAAAAAAUGUUUGACGGCGCUCUUGGUUAUUUGUUGCAUUUAUACAUUUUGUUGUUCGGAAGUAUCGGCUUGUUCGCUUGAUCGUAUGAAAGAAUAUGCAAAGCAGGCAUGUGAACAUCUAUUUGAUUUUGACGCGGAAGUUAGAGAAAGACGUUCACUCGACUUUAAGAAAAAUUAUGAUUAUCUACCAAGACAACCAUUAAAACAUUCUCUCAAUGUUAGACGCAGCAUCUAUCCACCUGGUGGUUAUUUGAAAGUGGCCCCAGAACAUUAUAAUAAAUUAAGUCUUUUGGAUGUGAGUCCUCGUUACAAGUCCAAGAAAAUCUCUCAUAUAAUGAAUGAGAAGAAGAUGCGCAACAAACGCGAAGGCAAAAACUAUCUGAAUUACAACAAUAAUAUUCCAUAUUGCUGUUUCCACAGAUGCGAUGAGGACUUCUUCUGUUGAUCGUGUAUUACCUGCGGUGGCUUCUGUGCGUAACCAUAUUUAUAAGAAAGACAUUUAGUUAAUUAUUUAGUAUAAUUAGUAUGUUUAUUUUAAUUAUAAUUUUAUUAAUUGAUCGAAUUAUGCAAAUGAUGCCUUCCAUUUAGAUUUAGACAUGUAUUUAAGCUUUUAGAAAGACUAAAAUAUGUACCUUAUUAGCAUAAAAUAACUCCGCUAUUCAUAAACAGUUAGUAAAGUUAUAAAUGUUUUAUAACAAGAUAUUUUUUCUGCAAAGAAAAGCUUAAUAAACAAUUGAUAACUUUAUGAAUAUAGGUUUAAUUCAUAAAAUAACAAAUACAAAUUUAAGUUACUUAUCAUUCAGUAUUAUUGUGCAAAUUGCAUUUGCCAUUCCCACCAAACCCCGUCCACCACUUAACAAUCCGUUCCAAUAACAAUUGGAUAAAUUCCAAUUCAUUAACUAUUUCAUAAGAAUUUUUACUGUUUACAUUAAUUAAGUUUAGUUUACAUUUUUUUUAUACUUUUACUAUAUUUUUGUAUUAUUUUUAACUGUUUUAUAUAUGCGUAAUAUCUUGUAAAGAAAAGAGCAUAGUAAAUCAUUAACAAAAUAUUAGUUAAUAAACAAAGAAGUGUUUUAGUCAUUGGAAAGUAAAUAAAAAUACAUUGGAAAGUAAUA